Messenger RNA from Tilletiaria anomala UBC 951, 2100 nucleotides. RefSeq lists its product as uncharacterized. The transcript has a single exon. Gene Ontology annotation, cellular component: cytoplasm. Gene Ontology annotation, biological process: protein dephosphorylation. The coding region runs from base 194 to 1918 and encodes 574 amino acids. NCBI's taxonomy places the organism in Eukaryota, Fungi, Basidiomycota, Exobasidiomycetes, Georgefischeriales, Tilletiariaceae. The record is from RefSeq and is a predicted model, not a curated record. Gene Ontology annotation, molecular function: phosphatase activity; inositol diphosphate tetrakisphosphate diphosphatase activity.
AUGUGCAUUUUAGUGACGCCUAGCAGGCGAAUCAGGAUGCAGCACGCUGCACAGAGAGCUGUGCGCUCGGCCGCAGCAGUGUCUAUGACGACCGAGGCGGCCUGGCGCCGGUGAGCCGUCCCGCAUCUACCUCACCGCCCUCGACUAUCUUCCCCUUGCUCGGCGAAAGAAUUGAGUGCAGGCGCCGGUCACCAUGUCGCACGAGGCAGUCAGCGAUGGGCCCACCAUCCAGACAUCAACUGCGCCGGUCCAACAGGGGGAUGCUGUCCAUCUCUCUCGGGAUAACAGUAAGAAAGCUAAGAAAAAAAAGUUCAAGGCAAAAGCCGCCGACGAUGAUUCAGAUGGAGAAUGCGCAGAGGGCAGCCACGAGAUGAGCUUUCUCUGCCGCCGCCCACUCACCAAGAUUGCACCAGCCCAGCCCAUCUCGCUCGCUUUCCUCCAUCGUAUCGUCCGCGAGCACAAGGCAAAGGCUACUGCACAGGCGUCUGCUGCAGCAGCCGCAGUGGCUGCGUCGGUGGCACCGAGCCUCGAGAAGGCAAGCCUGGAGAAUGGUCUACCCGGCGAGCCUUACAGAGCCAAACGUCCUGCAACUCCGCACGAAGUCCUCAAUCCCAGCGGAGUAAAAAUGGAUCAAGAUGCUCCAAGUACGACACUCGAUAGCAGGAGCUCCUUUUCGACGGCACUUAGUGCAACAAGCAACAGCGGCAAUGUACUCACAACAGGUGCGAUAGCCGUGCCCCUCUUGCCUCACAGCACCGGUUCGAGCGAAACAGGCGCAGCAUCUUUCUGCAGUUCUUCUUCUGCCUUCUCCUCUAUAUCCAGCACGGCUUUCUCAUUGUUUUCAUCGCACGACGGCGUGGGUUCGGGAAAAAGUCGGGCAGAUAUGGACACCGAAGGUUUAACAGAGGACAAAGAGCCACCGUGGUUUUCCUCGUUGGUCGACCGACCGGAGCUGCGCAGCGCAGGCAUUCCUCUCAUCCGUCCGCUUGCUUCGGGUGCUGGCGCUGCGAGCAAAGACGGCGUAAAGGGUAAGACUCGCUUGUUUGAUCUCCUCGAUGGAGAAGAGGCUGCACAGUCAGCGGCCAAGGCCGGAUCAGCUCGUGCAAGCAGAGAUGGCAUUGCGACGCCCAUGCAAGCCAGCGUGGAGUUGCCGCCGCUGAGUGGGUCUGCCCUGCUGCCACGGCCUCCGCCGCCGCCACCGGCGCCGCCGCCGCCACCAGAUCUGUACGACGAGCCAUUGAUACCGCCUGACAACUUUGCCAUGGUCAAUUCGUUCGUCUAUCGCUCAUCCUUCCCGAAGAAGAAGCAUUUCCCAUUUCUGCGCACCCUCGGCCUCCGCUCCAUCCUCACGCUCAUCUUGGAAGAAUACCCAGAGCAGAACAAUAAGUUCCUCGACGAGAACGGCAUCACGUUUUUCCAAUACGGCAUCCCGGGCAACAAGGAGCCAUUUGUGCACAUUCCGCACGACAAGAUCACCGCCGCCCUCUGCACCAUCCUCGACCGGCGCAACCACCCAAUGCUGAUACACUGCAACAAGGGAAAACACCGGACCGGCUGCCUUGUCGGGUGUCUGCGCAAGCUGCAGACAUGGAGCCUCACGGCCGCCUUUGACGAGUACCGCCGUUUCAGCUUCCCCAAGAGCAGGAGCAUGGACCAGGAGUUCAUGGAGCUCUACCGCGAGCACAGCGUUUGGGAGCAAGUCGACCCGCGCUGGCUGCCGCACUGGGCGGUAUUGCCCCCCAAGCAGCUCGCGCGAAUCGCAUCGGCCGCAAGUAGCAUGAACACCGGCGGACCGUCUGCCUCACCUGAUGCACAGUCUAACUCAACUAUAGCAGCAACUGGGCAAGUGGAUACCCACGCAGAUGCAGUUGCAAACGACGGAGAUAUCGAGAGCGAGGUGAUUCCAAGGGGAAUGUGAACAUCGAAUGUGCGCAUGCUUACCUUUCAAAGAAAUUGUAGAAUGUAAUACAGUUCAUGCAGGGUACUUGCUGUGUUUAACAUGCCGUGUGAAACAAGAAAAUACAGUAAACAAAGCGAGUUCAAACAGCAGAGAUCGUUGUGUGUUUCUGGCGUGUAGCUUGUCAGACAGAACGAUGAAUA